UGCCAGUGCAAGAAUGUACUAGAUGUGAGGCACUGCUCAGCAUGUGGCCUGAGAAGACUUUCUGGUGAAUUGUGGGAUUCCAAUUUGCCAUAAUAUAGUGUUAAGAGGGAUGAUACUGCAUAAAUAAUGGAACUUAUAUUAAGAUGACCAUGCCACAGCUCCCUGGAAGUAAUCCUACAAUAACUGAAGAAAAUGAGGAAGAAAAUGCUAAAGCUCCAAACAGAUCAAAACCUGCCAGCCCUCAGCCACAUUCAAGGCCUGCAAGUCAGUCCACUGGAUCAUGUCUGGAGUUGAAACCCACUGGAUCAUGCUCCACCACACCACGCAAAAGCCUCAAUGAGGGUAGUAAUGAGACACUCCAGCAGCACCCUGCUAGUGGUGGUCAGGAGCUGCCCGGGUCAACUACCCAAGUCACCACGCCCAAUACAAGCCCUAACCCCAUGCGUCGGUUCUCCAGGACAGGAAUUCAUCCCAUGCUGGGAGUGGGCCUUGCUAUUCGAGAAGCAUUUGGUCCACGAGUAACGAUGACGGACACCAGUUAUGAAAGAACUGCAGAGUCUGAUACGCCAUCUCCGGUUGGAGAACAGUACAAUGACAGAAUCAUCAGCAUCACCAAGGAGGUGCCUCCAUAUGAAGAUUCAAUGGGAGGAUUAGAAGGAGUGUUCUCUGCUGAGGAGCAUGGCGCUCUUCCAGACACAGAAACCUUGUUAUUCAGAGAUGGAAAGCGACGCAUUGACAUGGUGCUGGUAUAUGAGGAAGAGGAUUAUGGUGUAAUGACAUUUGCAGAGGUCACUAGACGGGAGAUGAGAAGGGUGUUUCAGGAGAAUCUUAUAAAGGAAGGACUAGAACUGGAACUUGAGGAAAAGCAGAUGGCAUUCGACCAGGAAAAGUUCUUCCUUAAAGUGCAUGUUCCCUGGAAGGCCCUGACUCGGUAUGCUGAGGUCAUGAACAUGAAGAUGCCAAUCAAGUGUUUUGUCAGGACGAGUGACGGACCAAGAGCAAUAUUCAAGGAGGUGGGGGAUGACAGGCAACAAAAAAAGGGCAGCUUGCUGCCCCACAAAUUCAUGAAGAUCUUUGAAUAUGACCACACUCGGAUACCCAAGGAACCUUCAUUCUACACAGCAACAUACAGGCAGGACAAAGAAGAGCAAUUCAUCAUCAAAGAUCGUGAAACAUUCUUCACAGCUGCUCAAAGGAGUCAGGUGGUGUGGCAGAUUAUGAUGAGAGCAAAGUAUGAUGACAGUGAGAAGGUUGGUAUUAGACGACUACUCAACAAUGGUACAUACCUUGCUGCUUUCCCCCUGCAUGAAGGAAGCUACAGGAAAGACUCACGGAAUGGCAUAAACUUGGACAGACGGUUACUGUACAGCGAAUGGGCUUGUCCCAGCAGGUGGUACAAGAAACAACCACUGUGGCUCAUCAAAAAGUAUUUUGGUGAGAAGAUAGGCCUCUAUUUUGCUUGGCUUGGCUUCUAUACAAAAAUGCUCAUCCCAGCAUCUGUUGUUGGUCUACUCUGCUUCUUCUAUGGUCUCCUCUCCAUGAAUUCCAGUGACAAUAUACCAAGUAUGGAGAUUUGUGACCCCAACAUUGGUGGAAACAUCAUAAUGUGUCCCUUGUGUGACAAGGUGUGUGACUACCAAAAGCUCAACUCUUCUUGCGUCUUUGCUGAGAUCACAUACUUAUUUGAUAAUCCUGCAACUGUCUUCUUCGCCAUAUUCAUGUCCUUUUGGGCAACAACCUUCCUGGAGCUGUGGAAAAGACAGCAAGCUGUUAUUGUGUGGGAGUGGGACUUACAAAAUGUUGAAGAAGAUGAGGAACCACGACCUGAAUUUGAAACCUCAGUAAAAACUUUUCGCACCAAUCCUGUGACAAUGGAAAGAGAGCCUUAUCUUCCUACGUGGAGCAGAGCAUGGAGGUUUCUAGCAACCAGUUCAGCUGUUAUGUUCAUGGUGGUUGUUGUUAUGGGAGCUGUCCUGGGAACAAUAAUUUAUCGCAUAUCUGUAGUGACUGUUAUCUAUGGAAGUGGAGAACAAUUUCUGAAAAAGCAUGCAAAGAUUUUUACAUCCAUCACAGCUGCUGUCAUCAACUUGGUGAUCAUCAUGAUCCUCACGAAGCUAUACCAGAGACUGGCCCUGUGGCUCACGAACUUGGAAAACCCACGAACACAAACAGAAUAUGAAGACAGCUACACAUUCAAGAUCUUUGUUUUCCAAUUUGUAAACUUCUAUUCUUCACUAAUCUACAUUGCAUUCUUCAAGGGGAGAUUUUUUGUUCAUCCUGGGGAUGCAAGUGCCAGAAAUUCAGCAUUCACAAGGCUCAAAAUAGAUGUGUGUGACCCUGCUGGGUGUCUGUCAGAACUGUGCAUACAACUGUCUAUCAUCAUGGUUGGAAAACAGCUGCUUAAUAAUUUCCUGGAAAUCCUCUACCCGAAAAUGUACAACUGGUGGAGCAAGCGUAUGCAUCGUUCCAACACCAAGAAUCUUGAAAGGAAGUACACACGUUGGGAGGAAGACUUUCAACUCCAAGAUCCAGGACGACUUGCACUUUUUGAAGAAUAUCUUGAAAUGGUUCUUCAAUAUGGCUUUGUGACCCUCUUUGUUGCUGCUUUUCCACUAGCACCACUAUUUGCCCUUCUCAACAACAUUGGAGAAAUACGCCUAGAUGCAUAUAAAAUGGUGACACAAGCUCGGAGGCCUCUUGCUGAGAGGGUUCAGGACAUUGGUGCAUGGUAUGGUAUACUACAAGGUGUCACUUUUGCUGCAGUAGUAUCAAAUGCAUUUGUUAUUGCAUACACCAGUGAUUUCAUACCCCGAAUGGUCUAUAAAUAUGUGUACUCUCCAACAGAGACCCUGGCAGGGUACAUUGACUCAUCACUCUCAGAAUUCAAUACAUCUGACUAUCGCCAAGACAUGGGAGCAGAUACAGAAGAAGACCCCCCAACUUGCCAGUACAGAGGUUAUCGCAAUCCUCCAAUACAUGAAAAGAAAUAUGAUUUGUCUCCACAGUACUGGCACGUGUUUGCAGCCCGGCUAGCCUUUGUUGUAGUGUUUGAGCACAUCGUUUUUGCGCUCACAGGAAUAAUGGCAUAUGCAAUACCUGAUGUACCUGCUGAAGUACGAACUCAAAUACAGCGAGAGAAAUUACUGGAAAAGGAAGCAAAAUAUGAGCAUGGGACACAGGGGAACAUUAGUGCUAACUAUGGUGAGAUACUGCUUGCUCAGAGGGAGCGAAGCUUAAUGGCUGCGGCUGGGGCUGCACGGAGUUGGUGGGGACGAAGACUCAGUCGUGUGUCAGACAGUUUUGAUGUUCAAGAAACGACCUCAAGACAGCACAAGGUUAAUAAUAGUAACUCUACAGUAUGGGAAGUGACAAGGUAGUGAUAAUCAUAAAUGUGCAUUUGCUUCAAAGAAUCUUAGAUGGUGCUAAUGUUGUAAGUUAUAAACUGAAAAAUAUUCUUUACCACCCUCAAUCAUAGGAACAGGUUUGAAAAUAAGUAGAAAGUGACUUUACAUGCUCAAUAUGUGUGUAUGAGACUAGCAGAACAAGCAAAUUAUGUAGGCUUUCAAAAACCAGUACACUACAUUUGGCAUAACAUGGAACACAGAUUUUAAAGCAGUUAAUAGUUUUUGACUAGCUACAACAAUCCCAAGGCUAAGAGUCUAAUUAUCUUUUCCCACCUCCCUUUGCAGUUGAUUACUGGUAAUUCUGUAGCAACAAACUCUCUGGUAACAGAACCAAAUGGUUUAACAACAUUAAUACAUGUCUGCAGUAGGAGAUACAGUAUAAUGGAAAAGGUAAAGCUAUCCCUGUAACAGGCUGUGAAGGUCCAUUGGGUUGUGAGACGUCGAGGCUCCCAC
Molecule: messenger RNA, 3857 nt
Organism: Cryptotermes secundus
Lineage: Eukaryota; Metazoa; Arthropoda; Insecta; Blattodea; Kalotermitidae
Product: anoctamin-4
Exons: 20
Coding region: 144-3377 (1077 amino acids)
Biological process (GO): chloride transmembrane transport
Cellular component (GO): plasma membrane
Molecular function (GO): protein dimerization activity; chloride channel activity
Source: RefSeq, a predicted model, not a curated record